AUGGAGGGCUGCUGUGGAGGGCCGAUGUGGAGGGCUGCUGUGGAGGGCAAGCUGCAGCAGCACGUGGUGAAGUGCACUGUGUGCAACGAGGCCACGCCCAUCAAAAACCCCCCGACUGGGAAGAAGUAUGUACGCUGUCCCUGUAACUGUCUCCUCAUCUGCAAAGACUCAUCUAGGAGGAUAGGAUGCCCCAGACCCAACUGCAGACGCAUCAUCAACCUGAGCCCGGUGAUGGUGAUUCCAGAGGAGCAGCCGGCCCAGCCAGCCCUGCCAGUCCAGCCUGAGGGCACGAGGGUGGUCUGUGGCCACUGUGGAAACACCUUCCUCUGGAUGGAGCUCCGAUUUAACACGCUAGCAAAAUGCCCUCACUGCAAAAAAAUAUCGUCUGUGGGUAGUGCUCUUCCAAGGAGGCGUUGUUGUGCCUACAUCACUGUGGGAAUGAUCUGCAUCUUUGUCGGAGUGGGAUUAACAGUGGGGACUCAGGACUUUGCCAGUCGUUACCAUGCCACCUAUGUGUCCUGGGCGUUCUCCUACCUCCUGGGUCUGAUCUGUCUGAUACGAGCUUGUUACUGGGGCGCCAUUAAAGUCAGCUAUCCAGAGAACAGCUUUUCCUAGACAGACAGACAGACAGACAGACAGACAGACAGACAGACAGACAGACAGACAGACAGACAGACAGAGAGACAGACAGACAGACAGACAGACAGACAGACAGACAGACAGACAGACAGACAGACAGACAGACAGACAGACAGACAGACCGUUGUACUGUGUUUCUACCUUUUUAGUUGUUUAUGUUUUUAUUAUUCAGAUUCAAUUUGUAAGUCGCUCUGGAUAAGAGCGUCUGCUAAAUGACUUAAAUGUAA
Oncorhynchus nerka (sockeye salmon) is the source of this 866-nucleotide messenger RNA. Its product is annotated as type 2 phosphatidylinositol 4,5-bisphosphate 4-phosphatase-like. The coding region runs from base 1 to 615 and encodes 204 amino acids. The transcript has a single exon. The record is from RefSeq and is a predicted model, not a curated record. NCBI's taxonomy places the organism in Eukaryota, Metazoa, Chordata, Actinopteri, Salmoniformes, Salmonidae. Gene Ontology annotation, cellular component: lysosomal membrane; phagocytic vesicle membrane; late endosome membrane. Gene Ontology annotation, biological process: phosphatidylinositol dephosphorylation. Gene Ontology annotation, molecular function: phosphatidylinositol-4,5-bisphosphate 4-phosphatase activity.